UAUGAGAACUUUAUUUCCUCAUGAGAAACGCCUUAGACUAACUAAUGGCACGGAAGAGGACCUUCAAAAUAAUAAUGGAUAUAACCCGAGUAAUAUCUGCCUAAUUCGGGCACCGCUAUUCAAUUUCCUCACAGUAGAGGCAGGAACACCGAUUAUUUUAAAACCGUUUAAAAGUCCACUAGAAGGACAUCAACCAGGUGUGAGUGAAGAAUCCCAGAGGAAAACGCUAGGAUGCAGAAUCAAAUCAGAUACGAAAUCCUUCCUAAGAGACUUCAGAGCAGGCAUAUACUUGGAAAAACCAGAAUCCUUAGAAGACCUGCCACCAGAUAAUCCACUGGUUUUAUACACAUCAGACCCUGAUGCUGAAGUGCAGGUUGAAAUCAAAGUAGAUUCGAUUCUUUCAAGGUUCCUGAGAGACCAUCAAAGACAAGGUGUACAGUUUAUAUUUGACUGUUUGAUGGGUUUAAAAGGGUUUAACGGAAGAGGCUGUAUCUUAGCAGAUGAUAUGGGUCUUGGCAAGACUUUACAAAGUAUUACCGUUAUGUGGACGCUUUUAAAUCAAGGACUGGAUAAUAAACCUGCUGCAAGGAAAUGCGCAAUCAUAUGCCCGGCCAGUUUGGUUAACAACUGGGAAAGUGAAAUAAAGAAGUGGCUGAGAGGGAGGUGUCCCUGCACACCAGUAGCUGAAUCUAGUAAAGAAAAGGUGAUUUCUUCCUUUCAGGGCUUCAAAUAUGAUAGAACAUCGAGAGUAAUUAUAUCUUCAUAUGAAACUUAUCGCCUUCACUGUUCAUAUCUCGAGGGAGUUAAUAUUGACUUAUUAAUCUGUGAUGAAGCGCAUAGGCUUAAAAACGAUAAAACAAGGACAUCUCAGAGCAUUUCAAAUUCCUCAGCUAAAAUGAGACUUAUGCUCAGUGGCACACCAAUCCAGAAUGAUCUUAAUGAAUUCUACUCACUAGUAUCUCUGUGUAACCCAGAUGUGCUUGGGGAUGUGAACAGCUUUAGAAGAAACUUUGCGAAUCCCAUACUUAUUGGAAGGGAACCAUACGCUACUCCAGCAGAACAACAAAAGGCGUCCGAGAGACUAGCUGAACUAUCAAACAUCACUAACCAGUUUGUUCUCAGAAGAACAAACGCACUUCUGGCCAAAGUUCUACCACCUAAAAUCAUCCUGAACGUCUUCUGUAAUUUGACGGAUGUUCAAAAGGAUAUAUAUAAAUCGUUUGUAACUUCUAGAAGGUGGAAGAAUAUAAUGAACCAGGAUACAGUAGUAAGCAGAGCACUUUCUGCCAUACAAUCAUUAAUGAAGUUGUGUAAUCACCCGUUUUUACUAAAGAGAGGUGGAGUUAUGUCAUCGCCAGACGUGGAUUCACUGUUGCUAGAUAUCGAAAACGCGACGAAAUCCUCAAAAUACAAAUGUUGCAGAUGUGACCUUUCAGGGAAAUUUCUUGUUCUAUAUAGAUUACUUUAUCAAAUUAGAAGGCAUGGGAAUGACAGAGUUGUGAUAAUUAGCAACUACACUCAAACUCUUGAUUUAUUUGAAAGGCUGUGUAAGGAGUGUAAUUACCCAUUCGAAAGACUGGAUGGCACAACUAGUAUUAAAAAGAGACAUAAACUAGUGACGACCUUUAAUGACCCUAAUUCUAACAGUUUUAUAUUCCUGCUGAGUUCUAAAGCAGGAGGUUGUGGCAUUAAUUUAAUCGGAGCUAACCGCCUUGUUUUAUUUGAUCCAGACUGGAAUCCAGCAAAUGAUAAACAGGCGCUUGCUCGUGUUUGGAGGGAUGGUCAGACUAAAGUGUGUUACAUUUACAGGUUCUUUAGUACAGGAACAAUAGAGGAGAAGAUUUACCAGAGACAAAUUUGUAAGGACGGUUUGAGUUCAAUGUUGGUAACUGAUGGAAUCAACGAGUUGAAGGAUAGUUUAUCAGGUGAAUAUCUUAAGAACUUGUUCGAAUACAAGGAAAACAUUAUAUCUGAUACUCAUGACCUGAUUGAGUGCAAGAGAUGUUCCAAUCAGGAUGGGCCAGUAAUGCAUGUACCUCAAGACAAGGACUUCCUAGAAGACGACUUAAACACAUGGGCACAUCACUCUGAUCUAACUACUAUUCCUGACGAAUAUCUGGUUAGUGCAGCCACUAAAAAUGAGCCUCAAAUACAAUAUGAUGACAAGAGGAUAAGUGAUGACUUUGUCCCAGUGUCAUUUGUAAUGACCUGCAGGAUCGAAUUUCAGAAUGUAGAAGAAAGCGUAAGCGUUGAAAAUAUCGGUGUAAAGAAAAUCGCCAAGUCUGAUACUGUGUCAACUACAUUUGAUUCCGAUAAUGAAGACUACGUGCCAACUCAGGAAAGUGUGGACUCCGAUGACUGAAUAUGCAUUAUUUAACAUUUGUCGGCUUUCCACCUGGAACUAGCAUUGCUACAUUGUUUCCAUUAACUAAGGCGUCAUUCAACUCUGUUGUUUUGACUCCAUCCGGUGAGAAGGAGUAGUCGACAACAUCCUCCAGGACCUAAAAUCAUCAUGAAUAUUAUCAUUUAUCAAACCAUGUUCAUAUAGUCGUCAAAGCCUCUAAGGGUUCCUGUAAUUUCCUUAUCGUUCUUCAUUAUGAUCCAAAUUUUACUUCCGAGACAUUUAUCAAUGAGUGCCAACGGAAGAUAGACGGCGCUGGCUUCAAUUGUCGACAUUGUAGAGUUUUAUAAGUUAAAAAAUUAAUAUAAAUAAUUAAA
This is a messenger RNA of Theileria parva strain Muguga, 2718 nucleotides long. It is a transcript of the gene RAD54, whose product is annotated as SNF2 family protein. NCBI's taxonomy places the organism in Eukaryota, Apicomplexa, Aconoidasida, Piroplasmida, Theileriidae. The transcript is spliced from 21 exons. Gene Ontology annotation, biological process: double-strand break repair via synthesis-dependent strand annealing; reciprocal meiotic recombination. The coding region runs from base 2 to 2362 and encodes 786 amino acids. The record is from RefSeq and is a predicted model, not a curated record. Gene Ontology annotation, cellular component: nucleus. Gene Ontology annotation, molecular function: ATP-dependent chromatin remodeler activity; DNA translocase activity; ATP binding.